Molecule: messenger RNA, 2670 nt
Organism: Lampris incognitus (smalleye Pacific opah)
Lineage: Eukaryota; Metazoa; Chordata; Actinopteri; Lampriformes; Lampridae
Gene: hnrnpk
Product: heterogeneous nuclear ribonucleoprotein K
Exons: 17
Coding region: 214-1524 (436 amino acids)
Biological process (GO): regulation of mRNA splicing, via spliceosome; regulation of transcription by RNA polymerase II
Cellular component (GO): nucleus; cytoplasm
Molecular function (GO): mRNA binding
Source: RefSeq, a predicted model, not a curated record
AACGUUUUCUGCUUUGGGCAGUGAAGGAAGCGGAGCAGGCGAAGCUUUGCGUGAUCGCAGGUUGCAGCCUCUGUUUGGUCCUUGCGUUUUUAGUUCCGCCCAUCAUCACACCCUUGUGCUUACAAUAAAUAUCGUUUCUUGCUCCACUCUCCCUGCUGCUGCUUGUUCCUUGGACCAAGGUGCCCGCCCUACCCUGCCCGCUGUCAGCCGACGAUGGAGACAGAAAUUGAACAACAAGAAGAGACCUCGUUCAGUAACACAGAGACAAACGGUAAGCGCCCUGCUGAGGACACAGACGAGCAGAAAUCAUUCAAGCGCUCCAGGAACUCCGACGAGAUGGUGGAGCUUCGAAUUCUCUUGCAGAGCAAAAAUGCGGGAGCUGUGAUUGGGAAGGGUGGCAAAAACAUCAAAGCCCUCCGAACAGAUUACAAUGCCAGUGUGUCAGUCCCAGACAGCAGUGGGCCUGAGCGCAUCCUGAGCAUUAGUGCCGACAUCGAAACAGUCGGAGAGAUCCUGCUGAAGAUUAUCCCAACCUUGGAGGAGUACCAACAGUAUAAUGGGAUGGACUUUGACUGUGAGCUGCGUCUACUGAUACACCAAAGCCUGGCUGGCUCUAUCAUUGGGGUGAAGGGAGCAAAGAUCAAGGAGCUUCGAGAGAAUACUCAGACCAGCAUCAAGCUGUUCCAGGAGUGCUGUCCUCAGUCAACAGACCGGGUGGUGCUUGUGGGGGGGAAAUCUGAGAGGGUAGUUGAGUGCAUCAAGACAAUGCUAGAACUAAUUUCUGAGGCACCCAUUAAGGGCCGUGCCCAACCUUACGACCCUAACUUCUAUGAUGAAACCUAUGACUACGGUGGUUUUACCAUGAUGUUCGAGGAGAGAGGGGGCAGCCGCAGGCCUAUGGGAGGGUUCCCUAUGCGUGGGGGUAGAGUUGGAGGGGACCGUGGUUUUGACCGCAUGCCCUCUGGUAGGGGGGGACGGGGCCCCAUGCCCCCCUCCCGUCGGGACUACGAUGAGAUGAGUCCCCGCAGGGGACCUCCUCCAUCCCACCCUGGGAGGGGAGGCAGGGCUGGUGGCCGUGGACGCAACAUGCCUCUGGGACCUCCACAUAGAGGAGGAGAUGACCGUUACUAUGACUCGUACCGCGGCUCAGAUGACAGGUCAAACAGUGACAGAAGAGGCAGACCGGAUCGCUAUGGUGAUAACAUGGGUGGAAGUGGAUACGAUAAUAGUUCCUCCUGGGAUAACUACCCAUCUGGUGGACGUGGCUCCUAUAAUGACAUGGGUGGCCCAAUCAUCACCACACAAGUGACCAUCCCUAAAGAUCUGGCUGGCUCUAUCAUUGGUAAAGGAGGACAGCGGAUCAAGCAGAUCCGCCAUGAGUCAGGAGCAUCCAUUAAGAUUGACGAGCCUCUGGAGGGUUCUGAGGACCGCAUCAUAACCAUCAGCGGCACCCAAGACCAGAUCCAGAAUGCCCAGUUCCUUUUGCAGAACAGCGUGAAGCAGUACUCUGGUCAGUUCCUCUAAACCCAGAAGACUCAGAUUGAAGCAGACUCAGAUUGCCACCCCCUACCCCUCUCUCCCUCUCCAACACAGACCCCUCAGAUUAUUAUCCUGGAUUGUGGGUUUCUUUUUGAAUUUUAUUUUUGUAUUUUUUAAAUGAAAUGAGGUCCAACAUUCCUGUACGUAAAAUAAAUUGUAGAUGUUCUGCAUUUUUUUAAGAGUGUAGUCCACUACUUAUCUCACACACUCUGAAAUUGUAUUGUUUUUUUUUUUUUUUCAACACUCAUAUUUCUCAAAAUAUUCACCGGUGUGGAUCCUGGCAGACAAAAAUAAACAUGACCUUUAUUUUUGGAUGAGUUUGUUUUUUAUGAAGUGCAAGUGUAUGUUUGUCUGGAGUAUAUCUGUGCUGUUUGUAUGCAUGUGUGUAGGUAGAGUGCUUUUUCUUGUUCUCUGAAUUGAUGCCACACACAUAGCUGUGCCCCAUUACAACUCAGUGCAACGUGCAGAAUGUAAGCUACUUUCUUUUUCUUUGUAUGGAAUAUUGGGAUGCUUUGAUUUUUUUUUCUUUUUUGUUUUUGUUUUUUUAAUGAUGUAGGAUAUUGUCCUCCUUUUCAAGUGUUUUUGGGGUGUUGUUCGGGGCUCUUAAUUUUGGAGUGAAUGUCCUGAUCAUCACAUUACUCAGUGAAGCACCUGUAAGGUACAUGUCAUUCUUGACUAUAGUUGAUGAGAGUAAUCGGGAUUUUUUUUUUUCAGUAGCGUUCUGAAAGGGAUAAACGUGCUGAGCAAUUUGAUAUUGUAUGGUAGAAUGAAUAUGGAAAUGGUCCGCUUUGUCCCAGAAGUCUUGUGUGUUCACCUGUUUGCUCUCCGUGCUGUAGACUUCACACUGACAAACUGUAAAACGAAUAAAGAUGAUACCGCUUUUUACCAUAUGGAUUCGCUUUGUUUUGAUUAGCAUGAGGAUUGAAAGUCUUGCUGACAGAAAUGGCAACUGUAACAGUUUAAAUGUGUGAUCAAUUGAUCAGAUUUUGUUUUCGAACAGCAGAUUUUGUUCUCCCAAGUUUUAUUUACAAAAUUGAUGGUUUAUACAGAAACGACAAUACAAAAUGGGGGCACUGCAUAAUACACUCGUACAAUUAUACAAAUGAUAUUUACAAAAAAAUAUGUAAACAA